AUGACUACCACUCCACUUCCUGAAAUGCCUCUACUGCCAAUUACGUCAGUAGAAACUGUGGAGGCCUGUAGGGAUCUAAACGUUUUGAAAGGCGAUGUAUUUGUAUGCAGUUACCCGAAAUCAGGAACCACCUGGACGCAAAACCUGGUGUGCCGAUUGUUGGUGGAAAAUGUGGGCAUGGAACUGCCGGAAGACUGGCAUCUUUCGCAUUCAGCACCAUUCUACGAAGUCGAUCAAUAUUGGAAAAAAAAGGAUAGAGUUCCUCCUGAGACUCCUAUUGCGGGUAUUGACAAGGAGUCUGGGCAUCAGAUGUCUUUUCGCGUCUUCAAUACACACUUGAGGCCGCAUCAACUACCACCCAAUGCUCGAUGUGUCUAUGUUAUUCGCGAUGAGCUGGACGUACUGGCAUCAUUUUUCUAUCACCUUUCCAACAUGGCAGUAGCGGACGGAGGCUAUGAGGGAACUGAAAGUCAGUUCUGCUUGGACUUUCUUGAUGGUACCGUACUUUAUGGGCGGUGGCAAGAUCAUAUGGAGGCAUGGUUAGGUAAGACGAACAAGAAUCCGAAUAUCAUUAUUCUUCACUAUGAGGACAUGAAAAGUGAUCUUGAGAGAGAAGCAACAAAAUUGGCACAGUUCUUGGGUGUUGAGACCACAAGAGUCAGUGAAGUUGUGAAAUCCGCCAUUGAUCAAUGCACUUUUGCUGCCAUGAAAAAGGAGCGGGUUCGUUACACUCCCAAGUCAGUGUACUGGAAAAAGGAUGCAGAUGGGAAACCGUACGACAAUUUUGUUCGUGCAGGAAGAGUAGGAGAUGGAAAGGAAUUUGCAAACAAGUACUUUUCGGACGAUCUCCAACAAAGGAGGAAGAGAGAUCGUGAAACCUCUGCGAGAAGGUGGCGUAAUGCUGGCGUGGACCCCGCAAUCAUCGAUAGAUACUUGUUAUGA
Messenger RNA from Cylindrotheca closterium, 942 nucleotides. The record is from the annotation of a GenBank genome assembly. NCBI's taxonomy places the organism in Eukaryota, Bacillariophyta, Bacillariophyceae, Bacillariales, Bacillariaceae.